This is a messenger RNA of Heterotrigona itama, 453 nucleotides long. The record is from the annotation of a GenBank genome assembly. NCBI's taxonomy places the organism in Eukaryota, Metazoa, Arthropoda, Insecta, Hymenoptera, Apidae.
AUGAUAGAAGCUGGUCGAAUAAAUUAUAUUACAGGAUCGCAGAAGUUAAAACCAGAAUGUAUUGCAGAUUACAACAUCAAGAUGUGUUCUGUGAACCGUGUUGAUAUGACAUCUCAUUAUAAUUCAUAUGUCCUGAGUGUUACUGGCAAAAAACUAAAAUAUAACGAUUUCCACCUAUCACUGAUAAAACAAAUUCUGCAAAAAUAUCCGCAAAAUAGGAAACAAGCGGGUGGUGGGAAAAGGAAACACAGAAAAUUUACCAUUUCAUCUGACGGCGAGACAUUUCCCUUCGAAAAUUUUAAAUGCAGCAGGCAACAUAACAAGAAGAAAAUGUGUUGUCUGCAGGAAAUACAAAAAAAAAGGAGUGAUAGCCCAUAUGAAUGUAAAAAAUGCGACAUCGGAUUGUGUGUUGAUAAUUGCUUUGAGAUUUACCAUACGCAAAUGAACUAUUAA